AUGGAAAGUCUGCAAACGCCUGUUGUGCAACUCGAUGAGCACGCCAAUAAUUUUCUGUAUGAAAAACAUAGCAGUCUAGUGCUGUCUGUGGUAUAUUUGAUCGGCAUGGACUUAGACGAGAACGAGAGUUUGCUAAAUGCACUGGUUGCCAACCUGCGACUCAUGACCAUAUCGCGGGUGGUGUUUAUGGUGCAGCUCGGAGAAACCAAUGAGACGUUUCUGGACAAAUUGUUUACUUAUUGCUGGAAAAUGAAACUACUGAAUGUGUUGGCAGUAUUUGAGAGCUAUAACACUACGAACACCUUCUAUAGCUAUACGCAAUUUCCCAGUUAUCAAUUGGAGCAACGUGUAUAUGAUCCCAGCGCGACCAUCUUUCCUGAUCGUCUGAGAAAUCUACACGGCUAUAGUGUGCGCAUUAUAAUUGGUGGCGCGACUCCGCGCAUCAUUCUCUACUAUAAUAAACAGGGCGAUAUAAUCUAUCGGGGCACAUUGGGCCACUUUAUGGAUGUCUUUCAGCAAAAAUUCAAUUGCACUUUAACGCAGCCGUUUCCAGUCAAGCCGAAUAUGUUAGUUCCUUCAACGGAACUAGUGGCAGCUGUGCGCAAUGGCACCGUGGACCUAUCAUUGGCGAUUACAUUUCCUGACCAGCUCAAUAUGCGACCUUUUACUUAUCCGUACGAGCAAAUGAAUUGGUGCCUCAUGCUACCCGUGGAAGCGGAUAUACCACACGCCGAGUAUUAUGUCAAUGUCUUUGAGCUGCAGGCAUUUUUGCUAACUGUGGCCGUCUUGGUGGUAAUUUCCAUCACACUUUCGUCGAUUCUGAAGCACCACGGGUACUCGGUGCAGCUGUACGAGUUUAUACUGCAUGAUAAUUGCUUGAGAGGAGCUCUGGGACAGUCUUUUUAUGAGGUACGUCGCGCUUCGGUACACCUGCGCGCCAUCUACGUGCAGAUAUGUUUACUGGGUUUUCUGCUUACGGCCUGGUAUAACUCUUACUUCUCGGCUUAUGUGACCAGUACGCCCAAGGAGCCACCCUAUCGAACCUACGAUGAUAUACUGGCCUCCAAUCUGAAAGUGGCCGCCUGGGAGUCGGAGUAUAACGAGCUCAUUGGACGCUUAAAGGAGUUCCGGAAGUACGCACCAAUGUUUCUGGUAGAGCCUAGUUUUAGUAAAUUUAUUCGCAUGCGAGACACGUUUGACACUAAACAUGGCUUCAUGAUGACAUCCAGCAAGUGGGUGGUUAUUAACGAGCAACAGAACAUCUUCAGUGAGCCACUGUUUCGCAUGCGCAAUGAUUUUUGCUUCUUCAAUAAUAUUCCCCUUGGUUUUCCGGUGCACGAAAAUUCGAUUUAUAAGAAGCCCAUACAAAGGCUAAUUAUGGAACUUGCCGAUUCUGGCUUAACAUCUUAUUGGACUUCAAAGGGAUUUUCGGAGCUUGUAGAAGCUGGCGAACUGCAUUACUUGGACCAUAGUAUGCGCAGAGAGUUUCGUGCCAUGCAACUAAAGGAUUUGCAAUAUGUUUGGUAUGGCUUUGCUUUUAUGUUAUUAUUUUCUAUAGCAGUUUGGCUGCUCGAACUGUUCUUGAAUUGGCUAAAACGCCGACGCCAACGCAGGCAUAAACCCUCUCAGUAUUAG
Messenger RNA from Drosophila novamexicana, 1635 nucleotides. RefSeq lists its product as uncharacterized. The transcript is spliced from 2 exons. The record is from RefSeq and is a predicted model, not a curated record. NCBI's taxonomy places the organism in Eukaryota, Metazoa, Arthropoda, Insecta, Diptera, Drosophilidae. The coding region runs from base 1 to 1635 and encodes 544 amino acids.